AUGGCGGCGUCUCAGUGCAAAGAGGAUUAUACUUGCGGUUUGAGAGACAGCCGGACGGACCUCGCGAAGAGUGACAGCGCACAAGGCUCCGUCGCUGGCUGGCUGGCCCUCAUCCCGCCCCGCGUCCCUCGCUCAUUGGGCAACCCUCGUAAACCUCGCCUCCCUGCCGCCGCGGAGCUAGGCCCACUCCCAUGCCGUGGCCCUGCCCUCAUCCUCACGCCCGCCCCCUGCCCCUUCCUCGUCGCCGCCGCCCCUUCCCCGCCCUCAGAUCCCCCGAAAGCCGUGCGACCGAGGGCGGACUCGCGGGGCAACCCGGCCGGAGCGAAGAAGGCCCCCAAGAGCGCCCUCAAGCGCCUGCCACUGGCUUCCGCUGGCUUGCUGGUCUCUACAUCGGGGUUGGCGCCCACGAGGGGGAUCUCCGCGGGGCUAUUUCAAGGCUACUUCCAAGUCCACGUCCCUCUCCCUGGCCAGCGCCGCCCGUCCGCCCGUCCGCCCCCCGCCUUCGCCCUCUCCCUCCCCGCCGCCUCCCCCGAAACGAGUCCAGGCGGGGUGAAAGUGCCCCCGCCGCCCUCUCGGCGACACCAGGAAUGUGCGGGUGCCGGCAGAGGUCACAGGUCACGAGCCCAUGUUGGGAGGGCAGGCCGUGACGCAACGACGACUCCAAACCCACUGCGUCGUUGUACGUUUUCCUUCCUGCCCCUCGUCGUCCAUCACCAGUGCCCCCCCCCCCGCGUGCCCCCGCCCCCCUUGCCGUGCCCGUGCCCGCCCCCUCGCCGUGCCCUCCCGGACCGCGAGGCCUUCCCUUCAGGCAUGAGCUCUGACCGCUCCUGA
This is a messenger RNA of Penaeus vannamei (Pacific white shrimp), 831 nucleotides long. The record is from RefSeq and is a predicted model, not a curated record. Lineage: Eukaryota; Metazoa; Arthropoda; Malacostraca; Decapoda; Penaeidae.